This is a messenger RNA of Oncorhynchus nerka (sockeye salmon), 4648 nucleotides long. RefSeq names its product N-terminal EF-hand calcium-binding protein 2-like. Bases 1821 to 2258 code for a protein of 145 amino acids. Gene Ontology annotation, biological process: regulation of amyloid precursor protein biosynthetic process. The record is from RefSeq and is a predicted model, not a curated record. Lineage: Eukaryota; Metazoa; Chordata; Actinopteri; Salmoniformes; Salmonidae. The transcript is spliced from 4 exons. Gene Ontology annotation, cellular component: cytoplasm.
GCCAGUUAUGAUUAAAUAUCUCCCAAUACUGGCUGAAAUAACAUUAGUAGUAGAUAAAUGUAUUAUUUUACUAACCAAAAUUGCAACACCUCUAGAGUCUGAGUGGAAAACCUGACUGAACCUGGAGUUUUGUAGCCUUGAAUGAUCUUUAAUGCAUAAAUGGGUCACUUGUAAAAAAAAUACCUUUUAGCUUUUUCAAAUGGGAGAAAACUCUUGACAGGAUUAUUCAUUGUCUUAGUAUUCAAGGAUAAAAACGUUCUAGGAUUAGGCCUACCUAUUCCAAUAUUACUAUUAUUAGCGUUGUUAGCCAUCUAAAAUAUUGAAAGGAAAAAGGUGUGAAAACAAACCAAGUAUUUGCAAAAAUAACAGAGAAAACUGAUGAAAAAAGCUAAUUUGUUUUUUUUUAAUUGAAAGGACCAAAAAAAGGUCACUCCCCCUCCCACCAAAAUCCGAAGUCUCCUUCCCCAGCGAAUAGAGACAGCAGAUUGACGUUUGCGCAGCUUCAGUACAUAUAAACAGAAACCCUUCCUUUCCUAACGCGGAGAGGCUCCAUAGCACGAGUAGUGAAACACAUUUGAAAAGAAAUUCACAAAAUGGUAAAGUAGGUCAACAGAUAACCAAAACAUGGUCAGAAAAUCCCAUAACAGUAAAACAAAACCGUCCUGACUCGGGGAGUCUUCAAUCAGUGCAACAUGUGCAAUGUCUCGUAAGGAUGGCCAAAUAAGUGUCCCGCAGUAUGUUGCCCUUUUACAAAAAAGAAAAGGGGCAGAGUGUCUGUACAUGUACAAAUGAUCAAUGGGGUGUAAUAAAGUCGUGAAAAGACCUUCAGUAAGUAUCUAUAUUAAAAAUCUAGGAAAGCUCUGCAAAAGCCUUAAAAGCUUAAAUAACAACCACACAAGACAGUAUUAGUCAUUUUUAUCAGGGUUCAAUAGUGUUUCUGCAGAGUAGAAAAGGAAUGGCAACAGGGGGAAAAUGUCCCUGCAAUAAAAAUCAAAACAUACCUUCGACUUGGAGGGUAGGUUAGGUUAUGCAUGCUAACUGGCAAAAGAGUAGGUCAUAGAUCCAAGGAACGGCUCAGAAGUGACUGUCGAACCGACACUGGGCAUCCUGGUGGGAGUCGAACUGUAGCUUGUCGUCUCCGCCCACUGGGGAGGGGCCAAGGGGCUCUGUUCAGCUUCGGGGGUGAUGGAACUAUGGCAGGACCAGCACCUCCACAAAGAAGUCUGACAUGAACUUAACUGAGUCCCCUCCUUCAAGUUUCUCUGGUAUACCAAUAACCCAAAGAUUGCAAUGGCGAGAAAGGGAUUCCACGUCAUCAGUCUUGUCAAUCAGCUUUUGGUUUUCGGAGCUCAGACGGGUGACCAUUUUCUCAAGGGCUACUAUGCGGUCACUGUAGUCACACAGGUCAUGUUCAAAGCCGCCAAGUCGUUCAUCUGCAGUGGCUCGGACACCAUCCAGGACGGUGGAGAAGCGGGGCCAGAGCAGCAUCAAUGGCAGUUUUGAGCUGGGUGGCAAUGAUAGUUGUAAUUUCUGAGUCCAGAACCGUAUGGAGGUUCUGACGAUCUGUGUGGAGUGUGACCAUAUGAGAAUCCGUAACUGUUGGACUGGAGUCGGCGUCAUUACCAUUCACGUUUGCCAUCACGGUUGAAACGUUAGUUACAGGUCUUCUGCGCCUCAGAUCGUGUGACAUUUGAAUCAAAAAGGUAACUUACGAACUCAUCAAUCAAAUCUGAUAUUUAAGAAAGUUGAAUGCAAAGUAAAAAUGUGGCAAAUUUAAUUAAUGCGUACAAGCCUCGUCCACAAACUUCUUCUCCACUCACAUGCUAAACCAGGAGCCCCAUCACAUGAUCAAAUGGAUUUCCUUACCUAUUUUUCUGCUUUUAUCUCCCUCUUUUUCUCAACCCCUCACGUUUUACUUCUGUCUGUCUUUCUUUCUUUCUGUCCAGUCCCUGUACCUGAUUCGUCAGGAGAUGACGGUAUCCCAGAAGCAGCUGGGAGAAUUCUGUGAGGCCCUGAAGCAGUACCUGAAGAAUGUCUCUGCUGAAAGAGACUGCUUCCAUGUGACUGCAGUGCGGCUGCCAGAUGGGCUCUCCUUCGUGGUGUAUGAGUUCUGGGAUGGAGAGGAGGAGUGGAAAAAGCACCUCCAGGCUGCAUCCUUCAAGGCCUUUCAACAUGUUAAAGUUGACACUCUGUGCCAGCCGGAGGCUGUGUCCACUGUUGCUGUGCCAGCCGCCUGGUGCAGCCUGAGCAGAGACUGAUGGGGGUGGGGACGCAUCGCCUAAGUCCACAACACCCCCAUCCUUAGCUCCCACAUACCCCCUUUACCUCACUCUCACCCCCACAAUCCCUCUUUCUCUCUUUUGUAAGUACAUGUUUACACAGUGUCUGUUUGAUAUUGAGACAAAAUGGAAGGCAUCAAUUGCAGUGAAUAUUAAACAGUGCAUUAAAGCGAGAUUACCGCCAUCCAAUGCAUUUGUUCAUUGUAUCGUUCACCCUCAAGUCAUUGUAGAAAUGAGGUGAACAGUUAACCUGCUUUUGAGGCUCUAGUGCAUGUCAUCAAUUUUGACUAAAAGACAUGAACCUGAUGCUGCUGCUAAUGACAGAGUAAUAGAGCCCUCAACAUUCAUCUCUAUCAAGCUGUGAAGGUUAGUUUUUUUCCUGUUGUGUUAAGAGUACUUGUAUGAAUCAGCAAUGGAUAUAUUAGCUGUUAAAGUUUAGUAAAAUUAUAUGAAAACAUGUUCUAUUAUAAUUAUAUUUGUAUUGACGUCUUUAGUGGUAAAGUGCAAAAUUCUUCAGAAGAAGAGGUCACAACAAAAGCAGCGAAACUUGUGGUUUGCUGCAGACAGUUUCCCUUUUGAACAACUAAUCUCAAGCCUUAAACAUCAGCAUGGGGUUGAGGUUGUAGGAUUUCCAAUAAUGGAGUUGCUGCAGAUCCAACUUCACGGGAUCUUUUUUCUCUCAGGACCUUUAGUUCUGAAGCUUCUGGCCAUGUUUCUUGACCUCUAGUUCACACACUCAUUUUUGUGGUCUCCUUGCCUUCACAUUUCUCACUGAUGAUAAUUUGUCAAGUCCAUGCAGCAUCUGCAUACCAAUCAUUUGAUCGCAAUCAGUUUCAUGGGGAUGUGCAUUUAGAUCUUGAGUUAUAGUGUUGUUUUGAAUGAUGUACAGUGAGCAAAUUUUAGAGCAGAUGGUGUUACCUGUACCAUAGCCUACAGAGACUGUGCAUAAAGUAGAGAAUAAACACAUGAGCAGGACAUGAUCCACACAUGCACAGAAUCUUUAGGACCUUUAGUCGAGGGAAUAAAGAUCUGGGAAAAGUCAGAUCCGCAGCCACGGCCUUCCCAUAAACACAGAGUCAUUUGAUUUUAAACCUCUAACGCACAGCCAUAUAUUACAAUCACAAUGUUCAUUGCAAUUGAGCAAAAAGGAGAUGUUUCACAUAUCAAGCAAAUGAUAGUAACCGAAAAUAUAUCAGAAAGAAUGUUCACCCACCAACCCAGUUGAAGAACCUCUUGUGCACAUCUAGGCGCAUGACUAGUUUGUCCAACUCCAACAACCUGAAAUCAACAUGAUCCAACAGACCCAGUCGAAAAGCACAAUGUAAAUUAAUGAGAUAUAGCGAUUACAUAUAUUUAAAGUAUGAGUGUAUUACAAAUUAUCUCAAUAAAAGUGUUUUAUCUAUAAACAAUAAUGUAUGAAUCACUCAUCUUGAUCUACCUUUAGAGGGUGGAAUCUUUCACCCACUUCUCCAUUUAAUUUCUUAGUUUGUCCUGUAAGCACAUGCUGGUGGCAAGCUUGUCCUUAACCAAUUGGGGGAUAUCAAACCCUCACUCCCCAGGAUAAGAUAUCAUCUCAGAUAAUUAUAUGUAAGUAAUAACAAAGACUGUCCUUGUUCACUGUAAAAAUACAACUUUAUUUACUUGGCUUUGAUCAUAACUAGGACCACCACUGAAAUGAAAAUCACACAUGUUCAGUUCCAUCUCUGGUGCUAAGCCACAUUGCACUUUUCUUUGGGAGAACCCUGGACUUCUCCGUGUUAAUACACCCGUGAUAUUAAUCAAUAGCACGCCUUGGGCUUCAUAUUAGCCUCAGCAUCAGUAUUACAGAGCAAGAGCAUGGCUCCCUUGUUGACAGACUUAUGUGGGGAAAUUCUACUGGAAAGGUUUUCUAUCCGUAGCUUCCGUUGGGUUCUGUAUGAACAGGUCAGAGCCAGUCAGAACAUGCCAAUUCUAUUUCUGUAACAUUCCAGGCUGUUCCCUAAACUGUGCAACCAAAUUCAUUCUCCCCAUCUCUUGAGUGCAUGUUAAAAUGAAUGUCCAGUAACUUAUUUAAUGUAGUAUUUAGCCAUGUUACUUUCACUGGGUUUUGUGGAUUUCUUAUUUGUCUUUUAUAGUAUUCCUAUAAAAAAGGACAGACAAAACAAAUAUACAUAUGAAUAGAAAAUGGCAUACAGAAUGAACAUUCACUUUUAUGGCAGUGUUUAGAGAAAUGCUCAUUCUUAUACUUCUGUAUGUUUCAGUAAAAUGACUUUCUCUCUGAGUGUAGAGACUUAUUGCAGGGAUGCAAGUACCAUAUUUAGUCUUAAAACUGUUGAAAUUCUAGAUAAUGUAGAAUGAUAAAACUCAAUAAAAUGGAAAUACACCAUGAA